Leptopilina heterotoma is the source of this 1476-nucleotide messenger RNA. Its product is annotated as ADP-ribosylation factor-like protein 2. Lineage: Eukaryota; Metazoa; Arthropoda; Insecta; Hymenoptera; Figitidae. Gene Ontology annotation, molecular function: GTP binding; GTPase activity. Gene Ontology annotation, biological process: cilium assembly. Gene Ontology annotation, cellular component: cytoplasm; microtubule cytoskeleton. The coding region runs from base 250 to 966 and encodes 238 amino acids. The transcript is spliced from 4 exons. The record is from RefSeq and is a predicted model, not a curated record.
AAGUAAUGUCGCUGUUAUCGUUGCCAUUAACUGACAUAAAAAAAAAAUUUUAACCGGUCAUAAUAAAUAUUCAAGACUGUGUUUUUCGAAAAUACAAUUUGUAUGAUAAUUCAUGCCAGAGAAUUUCAACUCUGAUUCAAUUUUCAUAUUAAGUUUUCAUUACUUACACAUUCAGUGUUUCUUUAUAUGCGUGAAUAAUUUCUAGGUUAUGAGUGUAAUACAUUUCAUGCAUUUGCAAAAAUUGUAAAAAUGGUGCGAAAUUUGUCGAGAAACGGUCAAAAAACUUUAUUUUACGUUGGUUGUGCUUGUGUAGGAGCAUAUGUUGCUUAUCGUUAUUGGAAAAAAAGACUCUUAAAGAGCAUUGAUGAAGGUUUCGAAGAAGUUGCAAAGAUGGAUGACACCAAUGAAAGAAGAAUUCUUCUUCUCGGUUUGGAAGGAUCAGGAAAAACUUCUCUAAUGAAUCAAGCAACCGCUUCCAACUCAAAUAGUACUUACGUUGUUCCUCCUCCUCCCACUCAUGGAUUUACUGUUUAUCGAUUAGGAAAUGGACAGUACACUUACAAUGUUUGGGAAAUCGGAGGAGCGGAAGACACGAAACAGUAUUGGAAUAAUUUCCUACAAGACACUGAUCUUUUAGUGUUUAUGGUUGAUGCUUCUUCAGAUUUACACAAAUUGUCCAUCGCCGUAUCGACAUUUAAACAAUUAUUAGGAGACUCGAGAAUCGACAAUGUUCCUAUUUUGGUAGUCGCUAACAAACAGGAUGUUUCAAAUGCACUGAGGCCAGAGGAAAUAGCAGAAGCGUUAGAUCUCAUUAGCAUCUCUCCUUCUAAACACAAAGUCGAAGUGAUUGGUUGUCAAACUCGUCCCUUACCUUCUAAUCUUCCACGAGGUACAAAGGAAUAUACUUACCAUCACCCUUCCGUUGAUGUGGUACAGAAAAAAAUCUUCGUCAUGGCGAACUCUUAAAAUAACUUUUCUAUAUUAUAUAUAGUUUAAAAAUGAAAAAAUACCUAGAAUCUACAUGUGCGUUAAGCACUUUAUUUUUUUAUUAAUCGUUAAAUCUUUGAUAAUAUUUUCGUCUCAUCAUGUAUAAGUAGUCAUUUGUUAAAUAAUUUAAAACUCAACUUCUAACAUCGAUGUUCCUAACACUUGAUAAAAGUACAAGAUAAAAGUUUUUGUUUCCAAAUUUUUUUUAGCUUUAUUACUUUCUAAUUCCUUACAAAAAAAAUAUUUAAUAAGUUUAACAUUUCACGAACGAAAAUGAAAAAAGUUUAAAAACAAACCAUUUUUCGAAAAUGAAAAUCUUGAUAGAAAAAAAUAUAUAUAGAUGAUAAUUAAAGUAUAUAUAUAUAUAUAUAUAGGAUUCAUUUGAUUUCUGUGAUAUCUUUGUGCACACUAUUCUAUGAAAAUUGUUAAAUCAAUGUAAAUACAUAUUUAGGAAAAGAAUAAACUUUCCACGAUGUAUAUUAUACAAAA